CCCUGGGCUGGCUCAGACGCCGUGAGUCAGGGGCCGACCAGGGCGGUCUAUGCGCGCGGGCGGCCCGGGGCUCACUUGUCUGCUCGGCUACGGAGGACACGCCACGCUCUGGGGCCUGUCGCCCUGGCUCCCGCUCCUGCCGCCGCCGGACUCCGGUGGCUCGGCGCGCCCGGCUCCCGAGGGCCAGCCACCAGCUGCGCUCCGAGUCGUCGGGGGGUCGCUGCUGGAGCUCUCGGCCUGCGGGGCAACGCGGAGGCCACAGGUAACCCAGAGUUUCAGGGGUCGGGAGUAUCUUUCGGAUCGUGCGCCACAUGGAUGCCCUGGGGGUUCCCACCCAGAACUGGAGGGUGCCCCUAGCAGAGGGGAGAACUCCCGGGCCAAGGGAGGUGGGGGCGUGCCUGGGGCCAGCGCAGUGGUGCUCGUGUCGGUCGCGCUGGUAGCUGGCUGCAGCCGGGCACAGCUGGAAAGCACCUUGCGCAAGGGUCUCACGGGUUGCAGACUCCUCCUUCUUCCUUGUACUUCCCGGAUCCCCAGCGCCCGGGCAGUGUCAGUCUGGGCAGUGCGCGGGUCAGCAGGGACCCACUGCUGCUGUCACCGGGCGUCCCGCCGCAGACGCCACGGGACGGCUGCAUUCUCGCUGCCGAGCCUCGACUCUGCAGAAAUUGCAACAGUGAUGGAGUACAUGAGCACUGGCAGUGACAAUAAAGAAGAAAUUGAUUUACUGCUUAAUCAUCUCAACAUGUCCGAUGUGAUAGACAUUAUGGAAAAUCUUUAUGCAAGUGAAGAGCCAGCAGUUUACGAACCUGGUCUGAUGACCUUAUGUCAAGACAGUAACCAAAAUGAGGAGCGGUCGGAGUCUCUGCUGCUUAGUGGCCAAGAGGUGCCUUGCUUGUCAUCGGUCAGAUACGGAACCGUGGAGGAUUUGCUUGCCUUUGCAAACCAUAUAUCCAAUACUGCAAAGCAUUUUUAUGGACACCGACCACAAGAAUCUGGGAUUUUAUUAAAUAUGGUCAUCACUCCCCAGAAUGGGCGCUACCAAAUAGACUCUGAUGUUCUCCUGAUCCCUUGGAAACUGACCUACAGGAAUAUUGGCUCCGAUUUCAUUCCUCGAGGGGCCUUUGGAAAAGUAUACUUAGCGCAAGAUAUAAAGACCAAGAAAAGGAUGGCUUGUAAGCUGAUCCCAGUAGAUCAAUUCAAGCCAUCUGAUGUAGAAAUCCAGGCUUGCUUCCGUCACGAAAACAUCGCUGAAUUAUACGGUGCGGUCCUCUGGGGUGAAACUGUCCAUCUCUUUAUGGAAGCAGGCGAGGGGGGGUCUGUUUUGGAGAAACUGGAGAGCUGUGGACCAAUGAGAGAAUUUGAAAUUAUUUGGGUGACAAAGCAUGUUCUCAAAGGACUGGAUUUUCUACACUCAAAGAAAGUGAUUCACCAUGACAUUAAACGUGAGUAUCUUUGGAUAGAUCCCUUUUUGCUCCCACAUCUUUUUCAGAUUUACAUGAGCCCAGAGGUAAUCCUAUGCAGGGGCCAUUCAACCAAAGCAGAUAUCUACAGCCUGGGGGCCACACUCAUCCACAUGCAGACGGGUACCCCACCCUGGGUGAAGCGCUACCCUCGCUCAGCCUACCCCUCCUACCUGUACAUAAUCCACAAACAAGCGCCUCCACUGGAAGACAUAGCAGAAGACUGCAGCCCAGGCAUGAGGGAGCUGAUAGAGGCUGCCCUGGAGAGGAACCCCAACCACCGCCCGAGAGCAGCAGAUUUACUGAAACACGAGGCCCUGAACCCCCCCAGGGAGGACCAGCCACGCUGUCAGAGCCUGGACUCUGCCCUCUUUGAGCGCAAGAGGCUGCAGAGUCGGAAGGAACUGGAGCUUCCUGAGAACAUUGCUGAUUCUUCAUGCACGGGAAGCACAGAGGAAUCUGAGAUGCUGAAGAGACAACGCUCUCUCUACAUAGACCUUGGAGCCCUGGCUGGCUAUUUCAAUCUCGUUCGGGGCCCACCAACGCUUGAAUAUGGCUGACCGAUGAUACGAUUGCUCUAAAUUAGGACAGCAUCUGUCUUCCUCCUCCGACUCUAUACGGUGGAGCUGUACAGUGAAUGAGGAUGUUUAUUGGGGGACAGUGUGGGCUCCGAUGACUCAUGAAUGUGACUACUCCAGAUGGCCCCCGGGUCUUUGAUUUGUGAAGCUACUUUAAUGGAAUUCACCAGGUCUCAAAGUUCUCAUUUCUCAGGUGGUAGGACUCCAAGGAAAGACACUGAACGUUCACAGAAGGACCAUUUCUGCUGACUGAUUCCGUUCACUAUGCACUUUCCUCAAAAUUCAAAAAAUGCCAAUCAUGAGGAUAAUAGCCGAAAUUACUGUUCUUGGUUCUUAUUUAAGUAUAAGGUCUUCAUUUAACUCAGACUAGUUUUGUAUAUAUUGGUGUAUAUUAUCCAGUGUAUUAUAUAAUCCUUUGAGCCUUUGUUGAUAGAUCCUUGUAUAAUUGAAUUCAUUAUGUUUUGGGUGACUAGAACAACUUCAAUAUUGUACCAACAUGCUGGACUAGUGCCUUCAGAAUGGCUAACUGAUGAAUUAGGCGUCAUCUGUCAGCAGGCCACUAGUGACAGUUUUGGUUUAUGUUCCUAUGGAAACAUUUUGUACUGUACAUGCUAUGCUUAAAACAUUCAAGCCGUGUCUUUGAAUGUGGAUAAAACUGUGUAAACCACAUCAUUUCUGUACAUCCCUAAGGAUGAUAAUGUGACUUUUCAGAAAAAUAAAAAUUUUGUAAAUUACCAGCGAUGCGACUUUCAUAAUUCUCAUGAUUCUAUUUUCUUUUAAGCAUUUGUAUAUCAAAAUAGCAUACUGUGUAUGUUGCAUAUCAAAUGCCUCCAAGACUCUUUCUUACAUAUAGAUAUUUAACAUUGUAAAAUACGUGAGUAGUCCUGUGGAAAGUAUGAUUUUACAUUUUGCUAAUGAAACGCAACACUUUUGUCCAA
Molecule: messenger RNA, 2973 nt
Organism: Otolemur garnettii (small-eared galago)
Lineage: Eukaryota; Metazoa; Chordata; Mammalia; Primates; Galagidae
Gene: MAP3K8
Product: mitogen-activated protein kinase kinase kinase 8
Exons: 7
Coding region: 50-2017 (655 amino acids)
Biological process (GO): protein phosphorylation
Molecular function (GO): ATP binding; protein kinase activity
Source: RefSeq, a predicted model, not a curated record